UUUCAGUCUCUGAGAUCAAAUUACCCCAUUCAGGUCACUGAUCCACAAGCUAUCAGAGAUCCUGUAACCCUACAGCUCAGCUCUGUUCCCCCUGGAUAUUUGUCAUCAGCGGUGGACAGGAUACGACAACCUGUGGAAAAUGACGGUAGUGAAUUUAUUCCAUCAUCUUCUGUUUCAUCAGACUUCGGUAAAGAACACAAGGCUUGUAAGGAGUGUUUAUGUUCUGCUCCUCCACCCAAAAUCAGUGACCUGAUGAACGACGAAGACCUUCUGUACACUCUAAGACUGAAGCUCGAUCCGACUCACUGCACUGUCAAAAACUGGAAGAACUUUGCAAGCCGCUGGGGAAUGAGCUACGACGAGCUCACGCUUCUAGAGCAGCGCACACACGGUCCCACCUACCACAGUCCCACUCAAGAGUUCCUCCUGCGCUACAACCAGAAACCUGUCACGGAGCUCACCGCACUCUGCCAGCUUUACCAGCGCAUUGAUGUGCUUCGAUUGCUCCAGAGAUGGAUGGAGAACGACUGGCCCUCGCGCUGGCAGCAGGCCCAUUAGCUGGUACUUCACAAUAACUGGACCUCAAAGGAGAAACGUGUUGGUAGAAACUGAAAUUCAUGACUGCAUGGAUGAGCAGGAGGUCAGAACACACAUUACUGAACGGGUGGGACAAAGACAGGUUUUACGAGGUUGUACACUGGACGUAGUUUAUUUUUUGGUAACCGUUGGCUGGUUUCAUCACUCCAUAUGUCACCGUCUGGUUAGCUGUAUUAGCUAUGUGGUAAAAUAUAUGCAACAAAUAUAUGCAGUAGCACCCCAGCACUUCAGUUGAAAAUGGAAAGACCACUCAGGUGUGAUUACUCAUUUAGAUUCUGUCUGGAAAUUCUCUGUGAUUCCGGUCAUACAGCAUUUAAUUUAUUUUAAUACAAACAGUCAUCUGCUGGCGGUGUGCCAGUGUUGGUGGUCUUAUGAAGUGUCAUUUAAUUAGUAACAUAUACUAUAAUGAGUCAUUGUUCUCGAUAUCUAAAUGAGUUUUAAGACAACCUUUCACCUUUAUUCUUGCCUGCAUUCUAGUAACAGGGUCAUUCUAGAAUUAAUCACACAAAAACGGCAUCUCCUUUCAGUGUAUAAAAAUGGAAUCUUCUUCAUUGUUUUACAUGAAUUUGAGCAUGUAAAACAUUGUGAUACAUAUCAAAAUUCCCAUUGCACUGCUCACUGAGCACUUGAAUUUAGUAUCAUGUUUGGUAUGAAUGGCACUUAUUUUUUUUUAUUAUUAUUUUGAGACUUUAAGAAAGAUUUAGCAUGUCUCUGAGAAAGGAGUGGUAAAAUAGCAGUAUAACUGCAGAGAACAGUGGAUCUGGAAGUUGACUGGACUUUAUUGAAAAUAUUAGUUUCAAAAAUGCAGGGUCCGGCUGUUUCAAAAUGUAUGGUCAAAUGUAAAUUACAAUGCAGGUAGUAGGGUAGAAUGUGACAACAUUACCUCUUCUAAACAAGACUUUAAAAAGUGUUUGGUUUUGUGCCAUGUACUCUACCUAGCUUUUUAUUUCCUGUGUCUAAAAAUUAAAGCCUGUUUAUGUGCAUCAGGGGUUCUCUGUUUAAAAAUAAAACUUUUAUAUACACAG
Molecule: messenger RNA, 1622 nt
Organism: Sinocyclocheilus rhinocerous
Lineage: Eukaryota; Metazoa; Chordata; Actinopteri; Cypriniformes; Cyprinidae
Gene: edaradd
Product: EDAR-associated death domain
Exons: 4
Biological process (GO): signal transduction
Molecular function (GO): protein binding
Source: RefSeq, a predicted model, not a curated record